Drosophila santomea is the source of this 1484-nucleotide messenger RNA. RefSeq names its product nudix hydrolase 2. NCBI's taxonomy places the organism in Eukaryota, Metazoa, Arthropoda, Insecta, Diptera, Drosophilidae. The record is from RefSeq and is a predicted model, not a curated record. The coding region runs from base 324 to 1313 and encodes 329 amino acids. Gene Ontology annotation, molecular function: NADH pyrophosphatase activity; NAD binding; ADP-ribose diphosphatase activity. The transcript is spliced from 4 exons.
UCAACGUGCUGUUGGAAGUGGAAGCGAAUUGAAAUCGCGCGCUGCUUUAUUCGCUUGUUUAUGCCAAAGUCCAUGGCAGUAUUGGAUCGGAUCGACAAUUAGUCGACUGGAACUGGACAGAUUGGCUUUGUGACACCAUUCGCCUGUGGAUUUCCUACAUGCCCCGGAAUUGGCUUCACCCCGCAUUGUGGAUAAACUGAGACGCUACGCCACGCCCACCGAGGGACAGCACCCAGAUCUCCGGUUGCGAGCUUGUGACGCCAACGUGGUCGGCACCCGUCGUCUUCAGCAACGUCGUUUUCGUCAAACUGCGAGAUUAUUUAAUGUUGGCCACCGGUUUUCUGGCUCGCAGAACCGUACUUAACCAGCCGGCGUUCAAUUCAUGGAGCACAUUCCUCCGGACCGCUAGAAACCGACCCACAUCCACGGUUGCCGCAAGAGUUCCACUAAAGAUUCAGUCACAGCGGCAAUUUACAAGAGUAUACUCAUUCUCCAAAGAUAUGGACACGCCAGCUGAUGUCUUCCGCGGCAUUACGGAUCGUUUUGCCGGAGUCACUGUCGAUGGGCGCGAAGAGAACGUGGACAAAUCCAGUUUUCGGGACAAACUGACAAAAUCGCUGAACUUUUGGACGACGAACAAGAACCGGGCCAUUUGGUUCCGUGUGUACAAGGAGCAGGCCGAUUGGGUGCCCAUUCUGGCGGAGAACGGCUUUGAUUUCCACCAUGCCAAGACCGGAGUGGUGGUCAUGUACCGCUGGCUGCCGGAGGACGAGUCCAGCAACCUGCCCACCUAUGCACACACGCUGAUGGGCGUCGGCGGACUUGUGAUCAACGAACAGGACGAGGUGCUGGUGGUGUCCGAUCGGUUUGCGAUGAUACCGAACAGCUGGAAGCUGCCCGGCGGCUAUGUGGAGCCGCGGGAGAAUCUCAUCGAUGCGGCGAUACGCGAGGUGGACGAGGAGACGGGAAUACGCACCGAGUUUCGCUCAGUGGUCAGUCUGCGGCAUGCCCAUGGCGGCACCUUCGGAUGCUCCGACAUGUACGUGGUCAUCGCCCUAAAGCCCCUGAAUUUGGACUUCAAGCGCUGCGAGCGGGAGAUCGCCCGCCUCCAGUGGAUGCCAAUCGCGGAGUAUCUAAAGCAUCCGCAGGUCCACGAGACGAACAGGCAGUUCGUGCGCACCUUUUUGGACUAUCAGAAGCGCGGCCUGACCCUCACCUGUCGCGACGAUGUGCACCAGGUGCUGAAGAAGAAAUACAACCUGUAUUACGUGGAGCGGGAGCAGCAACAGCAGCAGGAUGAAAAGAAUUUGUGAGACUUGUCGGUGCAGUGGCCAAAUCCUUAGUGCAAUUUCUAUUAAGUUCUUUCUUCCAAAAGCCAGCAGGAGCACAAGUGCACAUUGAAAUGUUUACAAUGUAGUUAUUAAAUGCUUUUUUUUUGUAUAUAUUUAUAUGCAUAUAUAAAUUAAAGCUCACACAGCCUUACA